Messenger RNA from Hippocampus comes (tiger tail seahorse), 1954 nucleotides. It is a transcript of the gene mpv17l2, whose product is annotated as MPV17 mitochondrial inner membrane protein like 2. The coding region runs from base 155 to 817 and encodes 220 amino acids. Gene Ontology annotation, biological process: mitochondrial ribosome assembly. The transcript is spliced from 5 exons. Gene Ontology annotation, cellular component: mitochondrion; membrane; cytoplasm. NCBI's taxonomy places the organism in Eukaryota, Metazoa, Chordata, Actinopteri, Syngnathiformes, Syngnathidae. The record is from RefSeq and is a predicted model, not a curated record.
CUAUUUGUUUCGAACCACUCAGCCAGUACGUCAUCAAGUUUCGUCCUGUCAUUGGGAACGGUUCAUUUUAAGAGCUGAGUCGCACUUCUGUCCGUCAAACCCGUCCAAAACAGAACUUUUUAGAUGACAGUGGUCAUUGUACGGUACAGACGAUAUGCUUCCCCGGGCCGGCAAAGAGUUUGUGGUCCGUAUACGGUUCUCAUGGCGUCAGCUAUUCCAGGGUCGUUACCUCCUGCUCACCAACACUUUGAGCGGAGGAGGCAUGCUGGCGCUGGGUGACUUGCUGCAGCAGAGCCGGGAAAAGCACAAGGACCCGACGAGAAUCCGAGACUGGAACAGGACAGGUCGUAUGUUUGUAGUGGGCUGCUCCAUGGGUCCUGUGCUGCACUUUUGGUACACAUGGUUGGACAAAAGAUUUGUGGGGUAUGCCGUAGGCACAGUGGUCAAGAAGGUUCUGGUGGAUCAGAUGAUAGCAUCACCAACACUUGGCAUGUGGUACUUUUUAGGUAUGGGGGUCAUGGAAGGACGCUCUUUAUCCCACGGAUGGGAGGAGUUUAGAGAUAAAUUCUGGGAAUUUUAUAAAGCCGACUGGUGCGUUUGGCCCGCGGCUCAGAUGAUCAACUUUUAUUUCCUCUCACCCAAAUUCCGUGUUGUGUAUGUCAACACCAUCACCUUGGGCUGGGACACCUACCUCUCCUACCUAAAACACAGAGAUGACAGUCAGCCCUCGGAGCUGCUGUCAGAUAACAGUCUGGCAGAUGUGCAGCAGAAAGCUUUGCCACCAUCCAAACCUCUGGAGGAGAAAAGUGGAUGGUGAAGUUAGACGGCUGCUCUUGACCGUUGUCAAAACUGCUGCAGGUGGAUGUCAAACGUUUUGUUGGGACACCUUUUUUCAUAUUCAUUUUAAAGUGACUGCAUUCAUGAUGUCAGAGUAUUUGCACAGUGUGAUGGUGUCCCAUGUUUGUGCCAACAUUCCGAGAUUAAAAAUAUAGAAGACAACACCUAAGACAGAAGCACUCCUGCAUGUACUCCAAAGUAAGAAAUCCCAAAUUUGAUUGGUCACUGUGAAUAAAUACCAAGUACUUAACAUCCAUCCUUUACAUGCCAAAACCUUUGACCCAGAUCACCAGAGAAUUUAGUAUUUAUUUAUAAAUCAUUUCACUUGACAUUAGGGUUUGUGACUCGGAAAAUACUGACGUCGAUUUAAGUUAAUAUUUUUAUAACUUAUUCUACAGAGGUGCAUUUUGUUAUUUUACACCACACGAAAAUAUUAAUUUGAUCCAACAUGAACGUAUUUGCCCUGGCAUUGGUUGGCAUCGAUGGUGCAACCGCCUCUCGGCCUACGUCUGUUGAGACAGGCUCAACUCUUCUAUGCUGAAAGGGGAAGCAGGUUUACAUAAAAAAAUAUUUUAAAUCACUUUAAAAAAAAAAAAAUGAGUUUGUCUUAUCCGCUGAGAAAUUUUGCUGCGCUGUAUUGUUUUCAGUGUAGCAUGGUCGCCAUUUUUUAAAAAUCUUUUUUUGUGCAUGCACAUGCAGUAAUUGUUGUCGGAAAACAGUGCUUCAUUUUCCAUCAGUAUGGCCUCUCUUUCAACUCGAUAGCAAUCACUGCAUUUUUUUAAAAAGAUGAUUUGAUCACGAUAAUGUAGAGACUAGUCAACCGUGAAAGAAAAUUCCGUUCAUUAUCAGAUUAAAAUCUUGGAUAUUAGUGAUGCUUCAUUUGAGAUGUAAGUUAAAAAUGUGGGAAAGCUUGAUUUUGAAACUGCCGGUUUAUGACUAUUGCAAGAUAUCAUGAUGCACUCUUGCGGCAAAGUGUCACAAGACGACUUUGUCUCAUAAACUGCUCGAUGUAAUAGUUUGCCCCUGAAAAAUCUUUCGUGUCAUAAGAAAACUCUUGGCUUUGUGUUUUAUACAUUUAUAAAUAUCGUACUGUGUAAAAUAAAGAGCCAAAAUGUCA